AUGACCACCCCGCGAAGCGCUCUGCUUUCUCGUGCUUUAUUCUCGGUCUUGUCCGGAACGGCCUCUCGACGACGGCCGCUGAAUUUCCGCAUGUCGCAACCAGGUCCGGGUGCCAGCAGCGGCGAGGCGGUGCCGUCGUCCUCGGCGUCGUCGAGACGCGACGGAAACGACUUCACAGUCCCGGCGACGCCGCCCAUCGCCAACGCACAUGCCGAAGCCGGCGCCACAUCCUCAACCCUCCACGCCUCCGGCAUCAUGGACGGCAUCUCCGGUGCCUCGCAAAAGGCAUGGGCUUCCUCCUCGACUUUCGAACCCUCCAUAACAACGGCCGCGGGCUCGGCGCCGCAUGAUUCGUCCCAAACCACACCCGACUCGCAAGAAUCCGUCACCAUGAAUUCCGGUGACACAAGGCCGGCUGGUGACCUGCUGGCCAUUGGAGCCGCCGGCUCUCAAGAAGCCAAGAGCCAGGCUGGACAACAACUGCUGCAGCUUUCGGCCAUUGCUGCCGCGCAACAACGUCUUGACCAAGAGGACGCCGCGGUUGGCUCGCGGAAACGCACGGCCAACGGCGAGGUCAAGAUGCGAAGCAGGAGUAAUAGUCCAAUCAAGGGUCAUGGCAGAAGUAUCAGUGCCGUCAGCAUGAACUCGGCAGGCAGCCAUAUUGGAGACAUGUCGGCGGAUCUCAAGACACGGUUGGCGUAUGCCAUGAUGAAGGUCAACCACGGCUGGCAGUCGCGCUCCCUCGACGAAGUCGAAUCUCUCGCUUCGCAAGCCGCAUCGCCAGUCUCAAGCAACUCUACGCUCCAUCGUCGCCUAUCCUCCUCCACCAGCCCCCGACCACCGCCAACAUCCGCAGCGCAAGUCCGCUUUGCGCCUGAUCCUGUAGAACCUCGCCGGAAAUCUCACUCGCCCCCGGGACGGUCCGGCAAGCCAACUCUGGCUCCUCCAGCGCCCAUCCAGCCCUCGUUGUCCAAACAAUCCAUCAAUGGCCGUCGAAAUCCUGUACCAAGGCAUACACCUACACUUCUCACACACUCGCAUUCCGCCUCCGCCGCACACAGCUACUCACCACGACAGCAUCCGGACGCGGGUGCCAUGUCCUCAUCACAACCAUCACGUCCGUCUGAAGGCAUAGCCUACUCGCCGCAUCAAAACGUUCGAGAACAAGACGCUAUCGAGACGCUCCUGUUCAUGAGCAGUCCAAACAACUCUUCAAACCUUAAGCAUGCCUUUUCCCCGUCCGUCUCGCCUGCACCGCAACAAGGGCUUCUGCACGAGGCUAUGCACCGUAACACACCGUCAAGUAGCUUCCGAAAGGGCCUGCCUGGUCAGCGCCCACCCAUCCCCCAACGGAGGGUCGGCUUCGACCAGUCGCCAGUCAUGGGGCCGCCGCCGGGUUCGCCCAUGGAGCUGGACUCACCGCAGCAGCCAUACCGGUCGCCCAACGCCUGGACGCCAAAGCGGCGGGCCAACGGGGUCAGCGGCCAUUUGCGUGGCGCGCUGUCGCUGCCUAGCGGCCUUGGCCUCGGCAACGGUCGCGCGAGACAGGCGCUGCGCGACGAGGAUAUCGAGCGUAUGCUGGACCAGACACCCGACGACAGCUCAGACGAUGAGGACAUCAAGCUACCGCCCAGAACAAAUGGCGUGGCUGGUGCGGUUGGCAUAUAA
Molecule: messenger RNA, 1668 nt
Organism: Akanthomyces muscarius
Lineage: Eukaryota; Fungi; Ascomycota; Sordariomycetes; Hypocreales; Cordycipitaceae
Exons: 3
Coding region: 1-1668 (555 amino acids)
Cellular component (GO): cytoplasm; SBF transcription complex
Molecular function (GO): transcription coregulator activity
Source: RefSeq, a predicted model, not a curated record